CCAACAUGUACCUUGACCCGACCCUACGAUUAUCUCCCUUACCUGGAUUCGCAAAAGGGACUUACCAUGGCCAACGAUGUGUAUCGGCAGCAUGGCCUUUAUACUCCGCACAGUCUGUCCGACCUGACGGCUGGCAUGGCGCUUACUAUGGAGGCGUCACGCGGGGAGACGUUCCCAAUCUUGUCGGACCCAGGAAGCGCCAUCUACCAACCCGAUCAGCUUCGAGGGCUUCUGUGCCUAGAGCAGUCGCCCAAGUCGGUGCGCACAACCACGGCCCCGAGGACCGCCUCGAAGAACAAGGAAGAGGAAGAGAAGCCGGAGGCGCAAGCCAUUGAGGUGUUUGAGCUCACCGCUGCGGAUUACUCGCUCCUGCUAGAGAGAGCAAUCGUCGAGGAUGGUCCCAUCGUGGUCCUACAUGGUGAGCAGCUGCCAUCCAGGAGGGUUCGCACCCUCAUACCGGCUGCUUACCCUCCGCGCUCCCUGAAUCAUGCCCAAACAUGCGAUGCUACGGAAUGUCGUCUUUCCUCGAGCGAGGCGGCAUCAGCGUCGGCCUCGACACCUCGACCAACUAAGUCACUAUCCCUGUCCCAAUCCCAAUCCCAAUCCCGAUCGCAGUCGCAGGCGAUGGCGUUGGUGCUAAGGACCCCUGAGCUCCUUGAAGCCAUUCUACUUCAUCUCGACCUCAAGUCUCGCAUCACCUCUGCUCCACGAGUUUGCAGCUUCUGGUUGGAGACCCUAAAUCACUCGCCUAUGCUCCGAAAAGCGUCCUUCUUCCAGGCUGACCGAAGCCUUCACACGAAGCCUGGUGAACGACCCUGUAUCAACCCUCUACUUCGAGAGGCCUUUGGCGACCAAUAUUUUAACCUGAGUGAUUGCCAGGUGGAUAAGUACCCUUUCCGGCGUGCCGAAUACUUCUGGAAGCUACCCUGGUCGCCACAAGCCUUGCCUCACCUCAAAGCACGUACCGGCAGCGUGCUCAACGUCGACCCAACCUGUCGUCAGCGGAGCUUUACCAGGGCUGGUGCGAGUUGGAGACGCAUGCUCGUCUCGCAGCCCCCGCCGCCUUUCCUCGGAUUCACCUGGCUGGAUAGUUUCGCCAUCACCGCGGCGAGCCACCGCUGUCUCGUCGACUCCGUCACGCCCCCGCAAAACGAUGCUGGUGGUUUCGAUACGGGCGUCACAAUGGGACAUCUUUAUGAUACGAUACAGUCAUUAACCAUGCAGCAGCAGAAACCCGGUUUGUUCUUUCGCGUCCGGUGGGAUCUGACCUGUGAGAGACCAAGCAGCGAGAGCGCCAGUGCCGGAGCGGAUGAAAGCGCCCGCGAAAGCACAAACCUAGUUGCCGAGUUCUGGGACGACGCGUACUUCAACUCCAGCCACUACGGACCCUUUUCCAUGGGCGCGACUCGGAGCGUUUUCAGGUGUGAGGAAGCUGUCAAGCCCGUUUUCGGUGGACAGGCGUGGAUCCAAGGCCUCGACGACGACGCCCAACACCGAGUGCCGGCCAAUGACGAGUUUGAGCUCUGGGAGCCGCUCGUGUGGAAUCCAUAAAAGGCCAGCAGCGUUUGUGCUUAGAAUACUAGUUCGUCUCGCAAUUAGAGGGUUCCCUCAGCAGCUUGCACGUUUUAAAAAAGUAUAAAUUCUAACUAGCGCGUAGAACGCAACCAAACAUCAGUGACAACUCGGGCAACAUGGACGCUGCACGGGUGCAUUCUCGCGACUGUAAGAAUGCAUAAGUACUUGUAUUUGCAUGAUAUACCGAAAGUAAGUGCUCACGUGUAACGUUGGCGUUUCCUCGGCCUUUCCUACCUGAAUGAGUUGUCAGCUCAAAUCGCUUAAAUCCUGAGGUACAAAACCAACUGGCAUUAUCUUCAGCCCAAGGCUACAGCGGCCACUAACUCGAGCUUGGGGAUACCCGGCGAGCGAGCUAUACUACGCGGAGGAAAUCGGUCCGGCCACGUACGAGCGUCCCCAAACUAAUGAGCAGGAGACUCUACGCGCCGCGCGCUUCGGAAUUCUUCCCUUCGGCAAUGUAGGCCCCAUGAGCAUCGUCCAAUGACUCUAGAGGGCUGUAUUCAUGUUUUACUACGGCCGGGUCGAUUGUGGCCAAAUGAGCGAGAGGAAUCCCGACCCUGGUACUGACGGUGUUCGACGACUUGAAAUCUUCCCUGUUGGUCCCUGCCUUCAUGGUUCCUGAUC
Purpureocillium takamizusanense is the source of this 2199-nucleotide messenger RNA. RefSeq lists its product as uncharacterized. The coding region runs from base 67 to 1551 and encodes 494 amino acids. Lineage: Eukaryota; Fungi; Ascomycota; Sordariomycetes; Hypocreales; Ophiocordycipitaceae. The transcript has a single exon. The record is from RefSeq and is a predicted model, not a curated record. Gene Ontology annotation, molecular function: protein binding.